Molecule: messenger RNA, 804 nt
Organism: Aspergillus melleus
Lineage: Eukaryota; Fungi; Ascomycota; Eurotiomycetes; Eurotiales; Aspergillaceae
Exons: 2
Coding region: 1-804 (267 amino acids)
Cellular component (GO): RNA polymerase II transcription regulator complex
Molecular function (GO): DNA-binding transcription activator activity, RNA polymerase II-specific; transcription cis-regulatory region binding
Source: RefSeq, a predicted model, not a curated record
AUGACAUUGAAGCUAACCUUGGUUCUAGUGCUACAUGAUCAGCUGCUGGCUGCUCAGCAGCAUUUGACACAUCCCCAGCAAACGCGUCCUCAACCGCCGCCGCCACAACCCCCGCACAUGCAACCCAACAACACGAGCCCGCGCGACCAAAACAAUAUUGAUCCCGCUAUAUCAGGGGCGUCGAUGCUCAGCGGGCCCCCGCAGACUCCUCCGCAACCAGAACCGACGGGGCCGGAGUCUCCGAAGACGUAUGGCAAGCGACCGUUGUCUACUUCGAAGCGUGCUGCUCAGAACCGUGCCGCUCAGAGAGCGUUCCGUCAACGGAAAGAAAGCUAUAUCCGCAAGCUGGAGGAGCAAGUCAAGGAGUACGACAACAUGUCGGAUGGUUUCAAGGCCCUGCAGGCGGAGAACUAUCAGCUCCGCGAGUACAUCAUCAACUUGCAAUCCCGGCUACUUGACUCCCAAGGAGAGGUCCCUGAGUUGCCCGGAAAUAUUGACCUGAGCCAGCCGCGGGCGGAUGUGAAUGUCACAACUGGCGCCGGCUCGGCGCAGGCUGCCAAUGCCUCUUCUGGCGCUCAGCAAACCCAGCCCAAUCAGAACCAGGCGGCCGGAUCUAAUGAUGAUAUGAACUCUUUGAACCGGAUAGCGAGUGCCGGCCUCGGGAUGCGCAAGCACCCCAACGAGGAAGCCAACUACCUUGGGAACAACUUUGGAGUCCGGCGCCCUCGGGCGGACGAGAACCAACCGGACGGUUCAGAAGUGACCAAGACGGAGCCUUCACACGGGCUCCCUAUCGUGUCAUGA